Messenger RNA from Colletotrichum phormii, 1402 nucleotides. RefSeq lists its product as uncharacterized. NCBI's taxonomy places the organism in Eukaryota, Fungi, Ascomycota, Sordariomycetes, Glomerellales, Glomerellaceae. The transcript has a single exon. Bases 40 to 1365 code for a protein of 441 amino acids. The record is from RefSeq and is a predicted model, not a curated record.
GAGUCGUUAUUGGCCAUCGGUGCUAUCUCUCAAGCCCAGAUGCUUGAGGAUCUGUCGAAAGAUCAGUUGGACGCAAUGCCGUCAGCACUCGGCCCUUGGGGUACUAAAAUGGCUCAACCAGGUGGACUUCUCAACCACCAUCACAGGUCGGCUUUACUGCAUCACGUCAAAGCGGUUUCGAUAUACAGACAACGGAUUCAGGACCCAUCAUCGACCUCACCACGAUCAGUCAUCAUCAUGACGCUGCUGCUCGUAGGAUUCGAGUUCAUCCAAGGCAACAUGAAUAACGUCGACACUCUGACUGGUACGGGUAUGCGUCUUCUUGAGAACAGGAUUUCGCUCACGCAGCGUCCGCCGCGUCCCUCAAACGAGAACGGAGACAUCUCGACAGAAUCCUCGCAGCCCUCGUCCGCACAGGUAAGAAGAGGCGUGCGUGACGAUGAGAUGGAGGACAUCGAGCACCUCUUACCAUGUUUCUCCCUGAUGAGCGGUUUUACCCACUUCUUCAACUCGCACCGCACCGCCAUGCCAAUGAUGAACAGCACCCCUAUCCUCGAGCUACCUCAGCCAGGCGUCACAGUCAUCUCCAAACUCGAAGUCUUCUGGGGUCAGUUCUUUACACGCGCAGUCGUACAUAUCAUGCGCUCGCUGCACGGCCAGCUCCGAUACAAGCAGCGGAACAUAACGCAAGCCGCCUUAGAGCAGGCUACGUUCCUGUCAUACAUACGAAUGUGGGACUCAGUCCUGGACGUGUAUCUCAAGGACCCUGCUCUCGAGGAUAACGGAAGACGAGCCUUGCGAAAGAUACAGAUCCAUCGGCUCUUGAUCCACAUCGUUAUUAGCUGUAGUCUCGACCGAACCGACAUGUGCUAUGACGCAUUCGAGGCGGACUUCAGAGACCUCCUUAACAGGAUUGUGACGUACCUCCGCGACCCGGGACCGAUCUCAAAGGUCGGCUUCACCUUCACCGAGGGGCUCACAACACCGCUCGCCACCAUAGUCGCCAAGUGUCGUAACCACGAGCUGAGAAUGCAAGCUGUCCACCUCCUCAAUAACAUGGCAUGGAGAGAGAGCGCCUGGGAUGGAAAAGCGCUAGUCAUUGGAAAAUCGGGUGUGGUGAUGCUGGAAGAGAGAGGGAUGGACGCUAAUGGGUUCAUACCGUCUGGGUCGAGAUGGGUGUGGAUGUCAGGUAAAUGGGAUCUCGAGAAACGGGAACUUGUCGCCACGUACUUGAGACUGAUGCCUAACGAGGACGGUACACCGGUUCAUGCGCAUCUGGAGCUCGACAUGGAUAACUUGCUAGAUACUUGUAGCAUGGUGGGAUGUCAUGGGCGGCAUGAUCCUUUCGAGUGUUAUCAAGAGUGAUAGAGGAGCUUCCUGUCAGAGCCCUCCCGGAUAGGGG